AUGUGAGAUGAGUGACAGUAAGUCGCGUCAGUUCAUUCAUUGCAGGAUACACUAUUUUCAGUUGUUUGCAGUACCGCAACGCAAAGGUAAAUACAUACAUAGCUAAUCAAAAAAAUAAUCCGUUUGACAUUUCAAUACAUGUUAUCAUUCAUCGGGUCAAUGACAAGUCAUAUCACGAAUAUUAGAGUUUGUCAUUUCAGAGUUUGUCAUGUACAGUAGCUACAGUAGAUUUCCUCAGGUAGUAUUGGCUGUCAUUUACUUUUUUAAGGGAUUACUAAUAGCUUACUGUAGCGACAGAUGUUAUUCAGACUAGCAAAAGCAAUAUUUAACCUGUUAUAUAUUAUAGAUGUCACUGGGGACAAAACAAAAUAAAGAAAACUUGUUCACUUGUGGUAAUAAAGUGACCCAGAAAAAGUUUAAAAAAAAAUAUUCCUCUGGAAAUAGUAGCUAAAUAUUUGAUAUGUUAAAAAGCUACCUAUAACAAUAAAUACAUGUUAUUGUACUAGUGUGAAAAAUAGCUCCUUUUACCUUUUAGAUGUCGAGUUCAAAAAGCCACAAAAGUAUGGGGGAUGGGGAAUGGAUGUCCCGUUUGAGGAGGUUUGCCAGCUCUGGGGUUUUGCCUGCUGAUGCAGGCAACAGGCCAGCCCCAAGACAGAAGAGGUGGUAUGACCUCUUUCAAAAGAUUGAGAAGUGCCCGUUGCAGUUACGUGGCCAAAGAAUGCUGUUUGGUGGGACACAGCAGUGUACUUGUGGCUUUCAUAACCCAAAGCCAACCACUGGACAAACUGUGGCAGAGACCUCUACCUGUGCUGCCCCUCCCCCACUGGGAACAGCCUCUACCUCAGCCUCUGCCUCUGCCCCUCCUCCACUGGGAAUGGCCUCAGCCUCUGCCUCUGCGUCAGCCCAUGUCCCAGCACGGCCCACACUGACUUUCUCCAUGUUUUCUAAACCACGAUUUGGAGGCUCACAUGGCGCUGCUGCAAAGCCCAAUGUGAAUGUGGUUAGGAAAGCAAAGUCUCUGUCCAGUCCACCCACCAUGACAGGAGACACCCAGGCCACUGCCAGCUCACCUACGGCCUCUGUGAGGACCACCCCACCAGGCUAUGCUGCUCCUGGCCCUGCUCCUGGUCCCACUCCUGACUUCUGGCUUCCUUCUGGCAAGCUGCGUUUGAACUUGAAGCUCUGGUAUGAGCCACCAGCCUCUGCCCUGAUUUACCACCAGGCUCCAACACCGGACCGUUUUUUUGCCCACAGGCUCUUGGUAUGGAUGCCCUAUCACUUGUGGAAAGUGAGGGUAUUCUGCCAAACCUGUGGGAAGCAGCUGACGGGGUAUGGUGUGCACAAGAGGGUGCGGAAGGUCCUGGACGUGGACCGGUACUACCUGAUGGUGACGGAGACACUCAGGUGCACUGUGUGUCGCCUGACCCAUCUGGCAACCAGUCAGGCUGUCCUGGACCAGCUGGACCUGCCUCACAGGAGGAAGUUCAGGAUGAUCCUGACACGCUUGUAUGCUUGUGACAUACGGGUCAUCCGCAUGUUGCGGGAACGGACCCUCGGCAACAGCCCGGCGUGCUUGGUGAAACAGCUGCGGGAGAACCAUGGGGAGGAGUGGUUGGACCGCCUGGCCGACUACUUGGGGGAGUGUGCGGCCUUUGUUGACCAGCCCAGCCUCUUCCCAGUCACCUGCCAGGAGCCUCCACAGCCACUCGAUGUCCCAACCAGCCGGUGGGUGCUGUCGGUGUACGGGAGGAACAUCAUCAGCCGUAUGGACCAUAUAAAGGCAUCCAUCACGUCAACCUUUGGGUCCAUUUUAAAAAUGGACUCCACCAAGAAGAUGACAAAGAAGCUGGCUGGUGCAGCAAAGGGGACUGCAUUCUGGGUGACCUCGGUGGGGAACGAGAUCGGCCAGGUCCUCGUCAGUGUCCUGACUGCCCAGGAGGGACCGGGGCCGGACCCGAUGGUCUCUGGUCUCAUUGAGAGGUACACCCAGGCAGGUGCAGCUCCCCCGGUCCUGCUCUAUGUGGACUGUGGCUGCUGCUCGGAGGAGGGGGAGACCAAGCUUCAGGCCAGGUUUGGUGGGUGGCCAGACCUGAAGAUAAGGCUGGACAUCUGGCAUUUUAUGCGGCGGCUGGCCAUGGGAUGCACCACCGAUGCCCAUGCCCUGUACCCCCUCUUUAUGAGCCGCCUGUCUGUGUGCCUCUUUGAGUGGGAUGCAGCGGACGUAGCCCUACUGCGCAGGGUGAAGAGGGAGCAGCUCAGAAGGGAGGGUGUGCCCCUCAUCACCAACGACAUGGUGGACAAGGCCAUCACCAAGGCUGAGCUGUCCCAGUUCUGCAGGCAGAGGACACGUGGAGUGGACGCAACGGUCCUCCGCAUUGAGCAGCUGCUGCAGGAGCUGAUGGGGGAGAAGGGGAGAGACCUGCUAGGAGUUCCGCUGCUGGACCAGGCAAAGAUGGAGCACAUCUGGCGCACCCAGAAGAGGCACGUGAAGUGCAUCCAGGAUGUGCCAGGUGUACUCCUGUACACGGAGACAGGCAGCUCCACCAGGGAGGGGAUCCAGCUGACCACGUACAGGUGUGCAAGAGGCUCCACCUCCUUGGAGUCCUUCCACUGCCACCUGAACAGGUUUAUUCCAGGAACGAGUGCAAACCUGCUCAACUUCCAGCUGUACCUCCUGGAAGGCCUGAACAGGUGGAACCAAAACCGGGCAGCGGCCUCCAUCACCACCAAGCGCAUGGCGCUGUUGACGUACGCGGGGGACGUGCUGGAGUCCGUCAACAGCAACAGCCUGAAGGUUUUUGGAAGGAAGUAUGUCCCCUCCUUCAUCCCGCCGAGAAAGUACACCGAAAGCAGCUCUUUCAUCACUGGCAUGUCCAACCUCACAUACGUACACCAGAGAGUUGAAGAGCAUGAGAAGAGCCACCUACACAGAAGUUGCGCUGAGGCAUAUUUCCUCAGAUCCUCAAGAAGCACGAUGCAGGACCUUCUCAUGGGACCUCAGAUGUCGCUUCACAGAGAGCAAGUCCGCAGGAAGCGACAAGUGUUGGAGCGCAUUAUAGAUGUGAUGAAGCUCAUCGGCAAAAGAUGUUUGAGCUACAGAGGCAAGCAGAAAGAGGCAGCAUACACACUUGAGGACGACACCAUUGACCAUGGUAACUUUUUGGAAAUUACAGUUUUACUGGGAAAGUAUGACGUCUGUCUCAAGGAACACCUCACUCUCUGCAUCAAAAAGAGCAAGCAGAUACACCAGUCUGGUUCAAGAAAAGGUAGAGGUGCCCUUGUCACUCUCCUAUCCAAAACGACCAUCGACUACAUCAUCACCACAAUUCAACGCCUAAUGAAAAGUACCAUCGCUGCUGAAGUCCGGAAAUCUGGAAUGUACUCGGUCCAGAUCGACACCACACAGGACAUGACAGCCCAAGAUCAAGAGUCCUACCAGAGGAUGAAUAUCUGUGAAAAGGAGAGCAAAGACCCAAGACACAGACGUCUCACCUCGAUAGGAGAAACGCACUGGUGGUCCAAAGAUGCAGCUAUGACAAUGGUGUUUGGCUCUUUUGGAAAGCCAGACGGGGCCCUGUGUUUUGAUGUCCUCCACACCCUCUCAGCCAUUCAAGAUGGAGAGACCAUCAAUGCCACAGCACGAGUAAAUGCACAGGGAUACAUCGGCCAGCUUUUGAAGUAUGAGACUAUAACAGCUCAGAUCUUCCUGCGAAUAUUCCAGGUCACGUCACCCGUCUCAAAAUACCUACAGACAAGUGGAAUGGACAUCCUGACAGCUCAUCGGAUGGUUGCGGCUGCAGAAGCAGAGCUGAAGGAUAUGACCAGAGAUUUUCAGAGUGUCAAGACAGCGGCCGACAAAUUUGUCCAGUGGGCCAACAAUACACUACAAGAGCAGAGUGAGGAGACUGAGCUGGAGACCACUCUGCCACAGAAACGGGGAAGAAGGAAGAAAUCCAUGCCUGGAGAGAUGUCCCGAGAUGAGGCUGUGACUGAUGCCGAAACAUCUUCCAAGAUUGAGGUCCACAAUGGAAUCAUGGACACAGUCGCAGGAAGCAUGCACCAGCGUUUCCUGAAGAAUGGCACUUUGUAUGCUGAUCUGGCACUUCUGGACCCGAAAAACAUCAGCCAGGUUACAUCUUACGGCGAAAGUUUCCCAGAGGCAGCACUCCAAGAGUUGAGUAAGUGUUUGCUGCCAUUUGAUGACACAGCAACAGAGGCCGAGUUACAAAGCGAACUCAAAAUUCUGGCACGACAGUGGGAUAGGCUGAAGGCAUCAGUAUUUGAUGAGUACACAACCAAGACAACAGAACCCGGGCCUGAAGAUACUGAAGAUGAGGCAGAGAUAGUAUACAAAAAGUGCUCAUCUUGCAAGGACUGUCCAAUCUGUUGCUACCGAGUUCUGAAGCAGUACAACGUCCUGACAGAUGCAUACCACAUCAUAGGCCUAGCAUAA
Osmerus eperlanus (European smelt) is the source of this 4453-nucleotide messenger RNA. RefSeq lists its product as uncharacterized. The transcript is spliced from 11 exons. The coding region runs from base 536 to 4453 and encodes 1305 amino acids. Lineage: Eukaryota; Metazoa; Chordata; Actinopteri; Osmeriformes; Osmeridae. The record is from RefSeq and is a predicted model, not a curated record.